CUAUUUCAUGUUAUAUAGGUAUACGUACAUGAACAGAAGGUAAUUAAGAAUUAUGACUUGGUGGGUGAAUGUGCCGUAUAAUAUAAAGAUUCUCAAGGAUUUAGUAGAAAAAGGAGCUGACAUAAAUAGUGUAAAUGAAUUUGGUGAAACUCUUCUUCACUUCGCUGUAAGUUCUCAAUAUGUGAAAUUCACAAAAUAUUUGAUUGAACAUGGCGCUGUAGUAAACUGUCAAGAUAAUCGUGGCAAAACAGUUCUUCAUAAUGCUGCAGAUUUUCAGACACUCGAGAUCGUCCAGUAUUUAGUUGAACAUGGUGCUGAUGUAAAUUGUAAAGACAAAGACGGCAGAACAGCUCUAUUCAAUGCUGCACAGGUAUAUGCACUCGACAUCAUCGAGUAUUUGGUUGAACAUGGUGCCGAUGUUAAUUGUAAAGAUAAAGACCGCGGCAAAACAGUUCUUCACAGCGUUGUAGUGUCCCAUGGACUCCACGUCGUGGAGUAUUUGGUUGAGCGUGGUGUUGAUAUCAAUUGUAAAGAUAAUGACGACAAAACAGCUCUUCACUUUGCUCUACAAUAUCGUUCACCAAAUGUCGUCAAAUAUUUAGUUGAACACGAUGCUGAUGUCAGUUGCAAAGAUAAAAAUGGCAAAACAGUUCUUCAUUAUGCUGUAGAGUCUUGUUUACCAGGCAUCAUCAUGUAUUUAGUUGAACAUGGUGCGGAUGGUAAUUGUAAAGAUGCAGAAGAUAGAUCAGUUCUUCAUACUGCUGUGCGAGCUGAAUCAUUAGACAAUGUCAAAUAUUUAGUUGAAGACUGUGGUGCUGUGGUUAAUUGCAAAGAUAAAGAUGGCGAAACAGUUCUUUUUGGUGCGGUAGCUCAUUGUUCACCAGACAUGGUGAAGUAUUUAGUUGAGCAUGGUGCUGAUGUCAAUUGUAAAAAUAAAGAUGGCAGAACAGUUCUUCACCUGGGUGUCGCUUAUCAUUCACUAGGCAUUGUCAUGUAUUUAGUUGAACAUGGCGCUGAUGCUAAUUGUAAAGAUGCACAAGGUAGAUCAGUUCUUCAUACUGCUGUCCAAGUUGAAUCGUUAGAGAAUGUGAAAUAUUUAGUUGAAUAUUGUAGUGCUGAGGUCAACUGUAAAGAUAAUUAUGGCGAAACAGUUCUGCAGAGUGCUGUAGAUACUGACUCACUAGACAUUGUCAAGUGUUUAGUUGCACAUGGUGCUGAUGUCACUUGCAAAAGUGAACACGGCAUGUCAACUAAUAGCGAUACUUUUACUCAUAGUGGUAACGAAACUCAAGAUAAAAGUACAACCGACGUAAAUGGUCUUGGUAAUGACAUUUUAAAGAUGGCUGUCUUCGGAAAUUCUGUUCAUUUGGUAGAGCUUCUUAUACAAAAGGGCAUAGAUGUAACGAAAGCUGAAGAGGUACUUGUUGAAGGAAGACAAACUAGUCUUAUUGCAUGGAGUAGUUACCAUGGUCAUCACGAGAUUACACAUAUUCUCAAAAUCCAAUUAAAAAAAUCUGUAAAACAUCGCGACAAAAUUCAGAUGUUGAAAACAAUGAAAUGCAACCAAUUGAACAAGGUAAUAAACGUGUAUUCGGAUUUCUUAGCAUGUGUUCCACAUCAUUAACUACUUUAAUAACGGUUGUGGUGUAUUAAUUCACGGUAACAUGUCUAAAAUAUGAAACCGAGGUAUUUGUAUAUAACGGAGCAAAUGCGUAGUCAAUACAGUAGUAUCGAAGUUUAAUAUUUACGCUCGGGCUUAUGCGGUUUUCAUUAUACGGCACUCUUGAUUAUUAAUCUCGGCUUUACACUUUAUACUUCUUUCUCGCCAUGUAUUUUAUUGACCUGUGCUCGUUCACCUUCACAGCUCUCUUAAAGCGUGUUACGCUACAAAACUAUAUCUGACCUUCUCCAGAUCAUUUUUGUUUGUUUGUUUGUUUGUUUGUUUGUUUGUUUGUUUGUUUGUUUGUUUGUUUGUUUGUUUGUUUGUUUGUUUGUUUGCUUGCUUGCUUGCUUGCUCGCUUGUUUGCUUGUUUGCUUGUUUUUUGUUUGUUUUGUUGGCUUUCUUGAUAAAUUUAUCGCGUUUACAUAUUCUUUUACCAUAGAUGGAAGUGCCAAUACACGCUUUUGUAGCAAACAGUGAAUUUAAAAUUGGAAAAGGUUCCAGUGCCACGUGUGUCUAUGUUGGUGUCAUGAAGGAUGGCAGUGAAGUCGCUGUGAAGAGAAUAUUGACACAAUCUGGUGAGGAUACAGCAGAGAACGAGAGGGAAAUCUUGAGUCUUAUUGACACAACCAAGUCACCAUAUAUAGUAAGCUAUCGACAUUGUCUCCACGAUGACAUCUUCACGUACCUUAUUGUUGAUCUCUGUGAAGAAACCUUGAACGAACAUGUUCAUUCACAAACGACUGAAUACUUACGAAAGUAUGGUCCAAGAAUAAUUAAAGAAGUAUUAACUGGACUUAAAUUUCUUCAUGAGGAAGGAAUUUUGCAUAGAGACCUGAAGCCCACAAAUAUCCUGGUUGAUAGCCAAGGUCACAUGAGAUUGGCGGACUUUGGAAUCAGUCGCGUUCUAAAUGAAGAUGAAACUACAGUUGAAACUGAUGCUAAAGGAACUGGUGGUUGGAUGCCUGCGGAAGUAAUUAAAGCAAUAAAAUGUGGAGGAAAGAGUCAUUUCAAAAAGAAAUCUGAUGUGCAGGUUGCAGGUAUGAUCGCUUACUUCCUUUUAACCAAAGGAGAACAUCCUUUUGGUUCUUCUCUUGAUCGAAUGAAAAAUAUUUUGAAUGGUAAUCCAGUGAACUUGAAGAAACUUGAUUAUCGUAGUGCUCGAAAGUUUGUUUCCUGGCUGAUCAGUCAUAAGAUUGAUGACAGACCAUAUGCUCACGAAGCGCUGACGCAUCCUUUUGUCGUUAGAGAAGUAUGUAUGUCCCAUUAGUAUAACUAUUAAAUUAACUGAUUAACAUACAUUAUCACAUUAUUUUUAUUCAGAAAUUGACAAUUCUAUUAAAAGCACUAAUCUUUUACUAUGAUUUUGUGAUUGGAACGUUAGGCCUAAUGCAUAUCGACGUACCUGACGUACUUUCCAGAAGGGUGUAUUUGCAAUACAUAACUAUAGUGCUAACACGCAUGGAUAUAUAAACAAUUUCAUAAUAUAUAAACACUCCCGUCGUGUUUUUCGUACGUAUAGAGGUUGUGAGUUUUGACCUUCAGAAGACAACCUUAACUGCAUGAAUUGGCUGUAAAUAAAUGUAAAAUAUUGACACUUGAAACUUUCAUGAAUUCACGAAGCCCUUCAACGUUAGUUCAAGAUGCCCCCCAAAAGGCUGACAUUUACCCACAUAAGCCUUACCAUGGCAUCACCUUAGCAUAUGUGCAUGCCUGGAUUUGCUGUUACAGUUUGGCUCGACAACUCUGUAGCUCAGUUCACAGAAUAAAGAAGACACAGCAAAACGUCACUCAAGUCGGUUCCCUUGUUUUACGUCCACGAAAAUUUUAACUCGCCCACGCCAUCCUGGCUAGUACAACCGGAAGUUUUUAUCAGGUUUUGGUAGGUACAAAGUGCCGGUUGUACUAGCCAGGAUGGCGUGAUUGAUGACGAAUCGCUUGUAAAAACGCGGACAAAUACUUGCUUGAGCGACGCUUCUGCUGUACCUUCUUAUUCUGUGCCCAGUUGGCCCUAGUUAGAGUUUAUUCAAAAUAUAUAAAUGAAAAUUUCAAUCUAUGAAAUAUUUUAGUUCAACCGAGUGCCAUGCCCGAAAUAUUUAGUAAAUAUACAUGAACUUCCAGUUUGAGCUCGACAACUGGACUCUGCAGCUUAAUAGCGCGUUUGCGCUAUUAGUCAUGCAACUAAACCCAAGUUACCAAACAUAGACGUUAUAUAUGAUAUAUUUAUGUUAUGUUCAUGUCACUAUGUGUCUAUACUGUCGUUAGAUAUGUACAUGCUUGCGAUCUGCGAGUAUACAAAGUGUUCGUUGAUUGUUGCCCGCUCUAACUCUAUAAGAAAAAUAUUCGCACUUCACAAAACAUUUCCCCGUUCACACAAUAUGCAAUUGUUGUAAAGAUAAAAUAUCCUAGUAGGCUAAAUAAUUAGGUAAGCGUAUAAUACUUCAUGUAAAUCGCAUUUGAUCAUAUCUACAUGUAAAUUUGCGCUAUACACGUAAGUGUGAGUUACAAGAUUUUAGUAUAGUAUUAUAAAAACUAUUAAUCCAAUGUAAUUGUAGGGGAAAGUGAGAUUAGAAUACCACAAUUAACUCGCGAGUGGAUGUGACUAUAUUCGAUUUAAGCGUUUAAAUAUAUUGGAACCUAUAAGAUUAUGUAUCAAAACACCUUAAUAAAUCAUUGUCAUUUAAUUGGUUGACCAUGAUAAUCACCUGGUAAUGAGUAGAAGUUCCAUUCCACUGUCUGUUUUUCAAUUCACGCAACCUUGCUGUUUCUUGAACUGUUUUGAGUAUUAUAUGUUUAUAUGUGCAAUGUGGCGUAGAUAUUGUUUUAUAUUAUACAAAUAAUGAAUGUUUAUGAGUGCAAUGGUAAAAAUAUUUUCAUGGAAUGGAAAAUUUCAUCUUUCACCGAAUGAAAAUAAUUUAAUAUUGCUCGAUUGAAGACAUUCGUAAUUACUUUUAUUGACACCAAAAUACUUACAAUAGAUGCAUUUUAUCGAUUUUUAUAGGUGAAUUAAAUACAUAUCUCUGUUACAUGUGCAUCAGUUGUUAAAAAAAUAUUGAAAUCCAAUAAAAAAGUGCCAGAAAAUAUUUUGGUACUUUUGGUGAAGAAUUAAUAUGAUAAUGUGUGCGAAGAAUUAAUAUGAUAAUGGUUGUAAUUUAUCGUAAAUAUUAUAUUUUUACACCCAGUGGCGUGUAUAUCAGGGGGCCCCCGGUUUAAAAUUUUCGAAGGCCACCCGAGUAGAAGUGCAAAAGGCACGAGUCGAGCGUCGUAUAUGCACGAGUUUUAUAUGGGGCCCAGGGCAUGCUAGCGUGGAAAAUUUUUGAAUGUAGACUCUCUGAAAUGCCAUUUCCCGGACUUUGGGGAGAGAUUGUACAAAAUUCGGAUGGUCAUAAAAUGACAUUGUAACAUAUCAGAGGUCCUGGCUAAUGUUUUCGCUCUACAGCCUGAGCCUGGAGGCCCCCAUUUGGCCCAUUGGGGUUGGGGGCCCCCGCGCUCUCCCCAUCGAGCCCAUUGUAGUUACGCCACUGUUUACACCAUCCAUAUUUUUUUUUCGCAUGCAUGCACGCACGAGUUUAUGUAUGUGAAUUUAAUUGCAUCGGUAUCAAAAUGAUAAUGGUUAAAUGAGCUACAUACGAUUACAAUGCGAAUAGGAUUUUGAAUUAUUGAAUUUUACUAAAACCUUACCGAGUAAUGGAAUGUAUUCCAAUGCACGCUCAGCAAAAUGGUAAUUUUUAUUCCAUAUCACGUUAUCACAAUCAGCCAAUUAAAUGACCAUAAUUUAGGUGUUAUAUAAAUAGCUAUAUACAUGUAUCCAAAAUAAAAAGAAAUUUUGAAAAAGCGUAAAGGAUUUUAUUCAAUAUAUCAUUUGGAUUUUUUCACAUAGAUGUGCAAUUAGAAUAGUUAGAAUUCGUUUAGUAUAGGUAAUCACACGGGAAGGAGUGCAAUUAAUUAUUGACACAAAAAGCUACUCCAGCCUAGUCCCAGUUGUUCUGAAGCAAGCGCGAGAAAAAACGUGGAUGUAGUACAAGACUGGGACCUAGGUGUGGCGUCACCGCUAAAGGUUCUUCAGAACGCCUAGCAGAUUUCAGUAUUUUUAAUAUGGCGAAACAUUUAUAUAUACAAAUAACCUUGUAAAUAUAGUCUUCGUUGAUCAUGUUCGAUGUCUACAUAACCAAAUUAAAACUGUACUAAAAAUGUGCUCAAUUAAAAAAAUU
Messenger RNA from Paramuricea clavata, 5871 nucleotides. NCBI's taxonomy places the organism in Eukaryota, Metazoa, Cnidaria, Anthozoa, Malacalcyonacea, Plexauridae. The record is from the annotation of a GenBank genome assembly.